This is a messenger RNA of Trichogramma pretiosum, 963 nucleotides long. Its product is annotated as odorant receptor 67c-like. Gene Ontology annotation, molecular function: olfactory receptor activity; odorant binding. Gene Ontology annotation, biological process: detection of chemical stimulus involved in sensory perception of smell; sensory perception of smell. The transcript is spliced from 6 exons. Gene Ontology annotation, cellular component: plasma membrane. Bases 1 to 963 code for a protein of 320 amino acids. The record is from RefSeq and is a predicted model, not a curated record. NCBI's taxonomy places the organism in Eukaryota, Metazoa, Arthropoda, Insecta, Hymenoptera, Trichogrammatidae.
AUGAUUUUCAACUUGAACGCGCUUGGUGAUUUUUUGCACAUUCUCGAAGACGAUUGGAAAAGAUAUAAAACAGCCAAGGCUGAGAAAGAACUAAAACUAAUGGAAGAGAAUGCUAAAACUGGACGAUUUAUAGGUCUUAUGUUCGCCUCUUUCAUGUAUACCGCUGGUUUAUUUUUCAAUACCUUCAUACCGAUCGCCACUAUGAGAGCAAUAAAUCGCAAUUAUCAAACUGAAACUCUUCGACAAAGCAAUGAUAAUAUAACACACGUUUUACCGAUUCCAGCAAAAGUUCUUAUCUACACGGUACAUAGUUCGGUAAUGACGUCGAGUUCUCCAAAAUACGAAUUACUUUUUUUGGCUCAAUAUUUUUUCGCAUUUCUACGUUAUACCAUCAUGGUUGGUAUUUGCAGUAUUAUGGCAGCUUAUGUCCUUCAUGUUUGUGGCCAGCUCGACAUCGUGAUCAUGCUGUUGAAUCAGUACAUCGACAAUACCAACACUGACAAAACGAUUCACCUGGAUUGUACUCAACGAAAAAAAUUGUCGAUAAUAGUGACUUGCCAUGCACGAGCUUUGAGAUUGGCGGCAAGAAUCGAAAAAACGUUCAAUUUCAUGAAUUUAGUCGAUUUUAUCGGGUGCACUUUUCAAAUCUGUUUCACUGGUUUCCUUCUUGUUAUGACUUUAGGUGGUAAACCAUUAAUUUGGGUGACAUGGGCCUUACUUCUUAUUUCAUUUGUUUUUAAUAUUUUUAUCAUUUGUCACAUAGGAGAAUAUCUAACUCAAAAAUGCCAAGAAAUAGGCGAGAUUGCCUACAGUAUCAAAUGGUAUGAUUUUAGUAGCAAAAGAGCUAUGAAUUUGAUGAAUAUCAUGAUAAUUUCUAGCUCUUAUCCAACUAGAUUGACCGCUGGUAAAAUGGUAUACCUUACUAUGACAACGUUUAGCCAGGUAUUAUCAAAAGAUUACUAA